Messenger RNA from Myxocyprinus asiaticus (Chinese sucker), 6816 nucleotides. Its product is annotated as MAP/microtubule affinity-regulating kinase 4-like. Bases 626 to 2902 code for a protein of 758 amino acids. The record is from RefSeq and is a predicted model, not a curated record. Lineage: Eukaryota; Metazoa; Chordata; Actinopteri; Cypriniformes; Catostomidae. Gene Ontology annotation, biological process: protein phosphorylation; microtubule cytoskeleton organization; intracellular signal transduction. The transcript is spliced from 17 exons. Gene Ontology annotation, cellular component: cytoplasm. Gene Ontology annotation, molecular function: protein serine/threonine kinase activity; tau-protein kinase activity; ATP binding.
GUUCACGCGUUUGUGUCUGUCAGUCAGUCAGUCAGUGCGCGCUAGCGGAGGCAGCAGUGGCGCAUCUCAAAUAUCCGCUGCUGGAAUAAAACGGCUGCUUUAGGAUGCCCCGUCACCGGACAAAGCUUCAGUUUUUCCCAUGACAAGCAGAUGCGAAGAGAGAGAGAGAGCGCGCGAGAGAGUUAACGGUACAGAGGAGAGGAAAGAUAAUCGGUAUUAUUAUGAGAAUAGAGGACGGGGUUUUCGGAGCCGUAUUUGUUUUGCUCGCAGAGAUGAGGCGGGGGGUAGCGAGUCGCUAUAAAAUCGUUGGGCUCCGGCCAAGCACUGUUCGGUUUUAGCACAUUUAUACCGCCGCGCGUGAGUUUUCAUCGACAAAUAGACGCUGUGUGCAACACAGAAAAUAAUGCAGCUGUCUCGAGGACAUCUUUGAGAUUUGCGGACUGCUGUUGCCGCUGCCAUGACAGACGCAGGCUUUCCAGCUCCACCGGUCACCGAGCAGUCGGUGUGAGAGAAGCACGGCCCCAACUGCAGCAGCACGGCCGAUGUGGGCUGCCUUUACCGGGGGAGAUUAAAUGUAAAUACUGUUCGGGUUAUUCAUCUCUAAUCGUUUGCAAUCUCAGGGAAAAUGUCCUCUCGGUCUGCUUUACCGUCUGCGAACGACCGGAGCACAGAUCAUCAUGCGUCUCUGGUGGCGAGUCGUUCAGAGAAGGGGACGAAUGUGUCGAGUCGUUCGCUGGGUGCGAGAUGUCGUAACUCCAUGGCCUCUUGCUCAGACGAUUUGCCACACAUUGGAAACUACAGGCUUCUUAAAACCAUUGGCAAGGGCAACUUUGCUAAAGUCAAACUAGCCCGCCACAUCCUCACAGGCAAAGAGGUUGCAAUAAAGAUUAUCGACAAAACUCAGUUGAACCCAACCAGCCUACAAAAGCUGUUCAGAGAGGUGAGGAUCAUGAAGACCCUCCAUCACCCCAACAUUGUGAAACUCUUCGAGGUUAUUGAAACAGAGAAGACGCUUUAUCUUGUGAUGGAAUAUGCCAGUGGAGGUGAGGUGUUUGAUUACCUGGUGUCUCAUGGGAGAAUGAAAGAGAUUGAGGCUAGAGCCAAAUUCAGACAGAUUGUGUCAGCUGUUCAUUACUGUCAUCAGAAGAAUAUAGUUCACAGAGAUCUGAAGGCAGAGAAUUUGCUGUUGGAUGCAGAUGCUAAUAUAAAGAUAGCAGACUUUGGCUUUAGUAAUGAGUUUACGUUGGGGAAUAAAUUGGACACAUUCUGUGGUUCCCCGCCUUAUGCAGCCCCAGAGCUCUUUCAAGGCAAAAAGUAUGAUGGGCCAGAGGUGGACAUCUGGAGUCUGGGGGUCAUCCUCUACACGCUGGUCAGCGGGUCUCUUCCUUUUGAUGGACAGAACCUCAAGGAGCUGCGUGAGCGAGUGUUGAGGGGGAAGUAUCGUGUGCCCUUCUAUAUGUCCACAGACUGUGAGGGGAUUCUGCGCAGGUUCCUUGUGCUCAAUCCCAGCAAACGUUGCACUCUAGAGCAAGUGAUGAAAGACAAGUGGAUGAAUGCAGGGUUUGAGGGUGAUGAGCUAAAGCCUCACAUUGAGCCAACGGAGGACUACAGUGACCCCAAACGCAUUGAGAUUAUGGUUGGGAUGGGUUUUACCACAGAAGAGAUUAAAGACUCUUUACUAAAUCAGAAAUAUAAUGAAGUCACAGCUACAUAUCUACUGUUGGGCCUGAAGACUGAGGAUGGUGCCGAGUCUCGAGUUAGUGGCAGUAUGACGUUGCCACGAGUGCGUCCAAACCCAGUUACCAACGGAACCAACAAACAAUCCACCUCUUCAUCAUCUUCCUCAUCAUCACACAGCAAGACUCAACGCAGCACCCCUACCUACCAUCGCCAGCGACGGCACAGUGACUUCUGUGGUCCCAGCAUGCCUGUGAUGCACCCUAAGCGUAGCCCGACCAGUGGCGGAGAUCGUGAGCUGCGUGAGAGCCGUAUGCCGCCGAGGAAGGCCAGCUGCAGUGUAAUGGGCAGCCGGACCCUCCCCCCAUCUAGUCCAAUGGUCAGCACCGCCAACAACCCCAACAAGGCGGAGAUACCUGACCGACGCAAGGAGAUGACUGCCACCACUAAUAAUAUCCCAGGAAGUACUAUGACCCGCAGGAACACGUACGUAUGUACAGAUCGUUCUAGCACUGACCGACACUCGCUGCUGCAGAACGGCAAAGACAACAGCUCUCUGUCUCACCGUCUCCCCCCGACCUCUCCGUCCACUCUAAGUAUUGUGGGAGCAGGAGCCUCCUCCUCCUCUUCCUCAGGUGAGCGCUGUCGGCUGACACGUGGUUCCACCAUCCGGAGCACCUUCCACGGGGGUCAACUCCGUGACCGUGUACCGCCCACCUAUGGACCUCCACCCAUGUCACCCACUCUCAGCCAUGAAGCUGGAGCCCUGCCGCCCAACGCCCGCAGCCGGGCCACCUCUAACCUGUUCAGCAAAAUCACCUCCAAACUCACACGCCGGGUCACAAAUGAAUCUGAGGGAGUCAGCAGAUCUUCGGUCACAGGUGGCUAUGUAUCUGGGGAUCAGAAAGCGUCCAAGCCCUGGGGCGGGGGAGGGGGGUGGGAUGUAAGGGGUCAUCUCUCCCGUCCCCACCGGGUCCCUGCAGAAGUGGUACUGGCCUUGCGUGAGGCAGCAAGGGGGUGUGGCUGCCAGGUCCGGCAUGCUGGCCCAUUUCUGCUGUGUUGCAGUCAUGGGGCGGCAGGGUCAAAGGUCGGAUUCCAAGCUGAGGUGUGCCAACUGAGUGUGGGUCCUGCAGAGGCAAAUGGAGUACGUUACACACGCCUGUGGGGGGCCCCACUCGCCUUCAGGCACAUCGCAUCGCUGAUCUCUAAAGAGGUGGAGCUCUGAGGGGACGGAGUGCAGACUUGACUCGAAUAUGCCCCCUCACUAUACUGUUAUAAUAGCGAACUGACUUUGACCCACCCACCGAUGUGUAAUAGACUUAAAGCAACAUCUGCUCCCUCCUCCAGUCACAACUCAACAAACACCAAAACUUUAAACACACGCAUACACAAACACAAUCACAUUAAAGGCACGGAACACCCAUAUCCCUGACAUUGGGAAAUCUACAAAAAAACAAGCAUAUCCCUUCAUGCUCAAAAUAAAAAGGAGUCCUUCUUAACACAGAUACUCACACCCACAAAUGCACACACACACACACUCUGAGCAUCCUCAUUCACUGGAUCUGGAUUGAAUCCAGUUUAGUAUUUUUAUUCUCAUUCUAGUCAUGAAAUUCUUCAAUAAUUUAUGUCAUUCUUUUUUUUUUAUCACUUUUGUAUGUUUUUAAGUUUUGACAUUUUAAACGGGUCAUAUGUUUUUUAUGUUUUUGUGAUUAAUGUGUCUUACAUUUGUUAUUACGGAGUCAUAAACUCAUUGAAUCAUCGCAAAUGUAGAACUGUAGCUGCCAGUGAACUAUAUGCACAAACAUAAAGUUGGCGAACGUAUCCUAACACCAUCAUAGCUCACAGUGCCCACACAAAUCUAAAUCAAAUCUAAAUCACAGUGCCCACACAAACUUGAUGAGGCUGUCAGCCAAUCAAUCACAGACUCAUCACGGAACACUCUACACAUUGUUCUUGAGAUUGUCCAAGCAGAAUUUAGUUCCUUAGAAAAUUUGUUUUUCUGAUGUAUAAUGCCAGUUUACGUAUUACUUACGGAUUAAUUUAUUGUCCAGAUAUAGAAAAACAUUUAAUGCCAAAUGACUUUUCUUGCUCCUUCUCAAGCAGGAUCUGUGAUUGGUUGAUAUCCCUUUUUGUAUGACUCCUCUUCUGUGAUUCUUUGCAGUUGGAGUUACCUUUCCCUUUAUCCAAUCAGAGUGGGGUUGAGGUUAUAGAGCGUGUGAUUCAGAUUUGGAUCUAAGUGAUCAUUGUUAGAACACACUUCCUGCAUUGUAGAUAUGUGAAAAUUUUUCAAGUCACACCUUUUCUAUUGGAUUUAAUUCUAUUGUCAAACCUAUCGUAAUGUACAUUUCUAUAUUUUAAUUGUACCGUUUAAUAACAAGUAAGGAUCAGUAUGUUAAAUAGAGAAUCAUGGUCUGGAUAACAAAAAUGUUUCCAUGAACCUCCAGUAGUAAAACAAAGAGUAGAAAGAUAAAUAUUUAGCUAACUAUUGCAGCUUAGUAAUUGCCAACUUUAUGUCAGCAAUUAUAAAUUCAAAUAGGCAUUCAGACAAUUCAGUGUUCCAGGGAUUUAAAUGAUUAAAUUUAUUUAUAAAAACAAAACAAAAAACAAACAAACACAUUUUGAUCGCUUAACCAACAAUGAGAUAUUACCUCAAUGCACCAUUUACUGUAUCUAAAAUGCAGGAUGUUUUCAUGCAGGACUGCAGGAAAAAGUUUAGUGCUCUUACUGCAGAAUAGAUUUUUAGAGGCAAGUGCACCAACAGGGUUUAGAAAAGAAUGUGUGUGUUGUGUGUGUGGCAGGUUUGCAAGCUUACAUUGAAUAAUUUGGCUAAUAAUUCCUUACAAUUCUAUGUCAAAUAAACAGAGUUGCAAUUUAAAAAUGGACAUUGAAUGUUCUGUAUGGCAUUCUAUCUGACCUGAAAAUUAUUUACGGACAGGUCAUGUGUUCUCUGUGGCUAAUUAUGGCUUUUGUAGCUCUCUGCUACAAGCACGUUAAUAUAUAUAUAUAUAUAUACAUAUAUAUAUAUUAUUAUGUGCAGGUCUGGCACUUGAAUAGAAGGUAUAUGCUGCUUCUUUUAUGAUCAGAAUUAUUAUUAUUAUUUUUUUUAGGAGUUUACUUUUUUUUUUUACCAUUUUAAAUAAUGCCUUUUGCUUGCUUUUUGAAACUAGUUCUGGUCAAUUGUUGUAUAACAAGACCUAAAAUGCAUUAGAUGUCAAUUAGCAAAGCAUAAAACUAACAAUAAAAUUCACAAUUUGUGGAUCAAAAAUUUAAUUAUUAGUGGUGGUGACGGUACAAUAGCAAUAGAUGUUACUGUUAUGUCUACAAGUUGUUUUCUGUCAUAGUUUUAAGCCAUGCUUACACCCUGUUGGUGCUGCCAGCCCAUGACCAGAAAGCUAACGUGGAAGAACAUGAAGAGUACAGCAAUGCAUUAAGGUUUACAGAAUAGUUCUUGCUAGUUCCAUGAUUUACGUUGGUUGGUGUGUGAGAGACCCUUUGAUUGGCUGAGGUAGCAAUUAUGCUGUCAUGUGUGAAGUAUUUCAUAGAUACUGAAGGAUUACCUGUUGACUUUCUUCAUGCUCAUAAUGGCAUCUCUCUCUUUGUUCACGAGAGUGUUUUGAUUUGGCUCGAGAGUCUAGUUUACAGUGCGGACAAUAAGGUUGGUUCUUAAUUUGGAUGGUUUCAUCUACAGCAAGUAUAUCAAAGGCUGACCAAGAGUCACACUUAAUUUAUUCUUCAAAGUUUCAGAGUUGAGUGACUCCACAGGUUUCACGGUGGUGCUUCGCCUUUAACCUUUGACCUCAGUCACACAGUGAGCCCUUCCAUUCUGCACCUUUGCCAUCUCUUCAUCCAUCCUCUCACUAAUCCACUUUUUUUGUUGUCUUGUUCACUUUAUUCUUUUCCUUUACACUGCACGUUCAGGAAGACACCUUGUUCCUUCUCGUCCAAUUGCUAAAUCACUGAAAAUCCUUGUGUCAUUGUUCUGUCUGCUCUGUGAUUGGACUCCUGUUGUGGAGACACUUCCUGUUUCAAACUGAACAGAGUGCAGGUCCUGGACCAGUCUGGCUCUGUCUGGUUUGGACUGCUGAGAUCUGUAUCUGUUAGAUGUCCAUUACGACCUCUGUGCACACAUGUUGACUUGAAUCAGCUGCAUACUUUGGCUCUGUGGGUAGUACCCAUUUCUGGCCACCGGUGGGCACCAAUGUCUUAAAUGUGAACACUUCGAUUUGUGUAUAUUUGCACAGGUACUUAAUUUAUUUUCUAGAAUAAUUAUCUUGGGAGAAAAAAAUACAUGGUUUAUUUCAGUCAGACACUGGCUUUACAUAAAGAUUAUGAUACUGAUGAUAAUAUUGUGAGUAUAGUAUAUACAGUAUCUUAGAACUCCAGGUUAACUCAUAGCUAGAGCAGAGACCCUCUGCUAGCUCUCCAGAUGUUUCUAUGUGUGCUGAACUGAAACACUAACCUGCAUUCCUGCAUGAUAUGGAGAAAGAGAGAGAGAGCAUAAACAGAAUAACAGAAAGCUUGAAAGAAUAAGAGGGAGAGAGAGAGAGUGUGUGUGUUUGCUGGUAUGUGUAUGAGUGUGCAUGAAUGUGUGAACAUUAUAGCCCUACUCUACUGAUCUGUUUUCUCUCUCUCUCUCUCUCUCUCUCUCUCUCUCUCUCUCUCUCUCUCUCUCUCCGGGUAGGAAUUGUUUGUUUGAGAGGACUAGGGCAGACCUUUGCUUUGGCAGCCAUACUUGACCUGGAGUGAAAGUGUGUUGGUAUGAAUGAGCUUUUUAAUGUCCAAGGCGUUAAAAAGGGUAUUAAGGAGAUAAGUGAGAAUUUUGAGUGUGUGUUGCUGAGUGUGUUCUGUCUGAAUGGUAAACUCCCUCCAGUUCAGUGUUGUGCUGUCUGUAACGUAAACUGUCUGCUAUGACAUUGGAUUUCUCAUGAUGCAUUUAGCUAAUAUGCAAUAUGUUAGAAAGAAGUCAGGUGGACAAACUAUGUAUACGAGAGAGAGAGCAAGAGAGACAGAGAGAUUCAAUUCUUGAUGCUGUUUGCAGAAAGGGAUUUUUGUUUUCUUCCAGAGGUCUUUGCAUCUCUGGCCAAAUAUUAAAAUGGAAACAAAAGAUCUUGAGAGAAAUAAACUUAACUGAUGUUGGCA